AAUUAGCCGGCAGAACCCUAUUCGCGGAACCAUUGAGCGGGGUACUCUCUUCCAGCCGGACGGGUUUGAUGAAUGCACCACAUUACAGAGGCAACAUUUAAAAUGGCAGUUACCCUCCACACAGACCUGGGAGACAUUAAGAUCGAGUUGUUCUGUGAGCGCGCUCCCAAAUCCUGUGAGGUGUCAUCCCUGAGGGGAAAAGUGGCCUUAAUAACGGGAGCCAGCUCGGGGAUCGGAGCAGGUACGAGCGUCCUGUUCGCUAAACUCGGAGCUCUGCUGGCUCUGAACGGCCGAGACGAGCAAAACCUCCAGAAAAUAGCCAAGCAGUGCACCGAAUGUGGGGCUGUUGAGCCUCUGCUUGUUCCUGGAGACCUGACAGAUGAAGACACAGUGAGGAAGACUGUGGAGCAAACCAUUGCCCACUUUGGCCGGCUGGAUGUCCUGGUUAACAGCGCAGGCAUCCUGGCAAUGGGCAGCAUCGAGACCACUGACAUGGCUCAGUAUGACAAGGUCAUGAAUGUUAACGUCAGAUCUGUCUACCACUUGACUCAACUCUGUGUACCCCACCUGAUUAAGACCAAAGGCUCCAUCGUCAAUAUUUCCAGUGUGAAUGGACAGAGAUCAUUUCCUGGUGUUUUGGCUUACUGCAUGUCCAAGUCCGCCAUUGACCAGUUUACGCGUUGUAUAGCUCUUGAGCUGGCAGCGAAGCAAGUGAGAGUAAACUCUGUCUGUCCUGGAGUGAUCAUCACAGAAGUCCACCGGAGAGCUGGGCUAGAUGAGGAGCAGUAUGCCCAGUUUCUUGCAAAGUGCAAACAGACCCACGCCCUCGGUCGGCCAGGUGAGGUGGAAGAGGUGGCGCACAGCAUCGCCUUCCUGGCAUCUGACGCUGCCAGCUUCAUCACCGGGGUGAAUCUACCAGUCGAUGGGGGUCGUCAUGCCAUGUGCCCAAGAUGAGACAUGUUAACAUGCAAAAGCCUGAGAAUAAGAGUAUUUUAAAACCAA
Girardinichthys multiradiatus is the source of this 1002-nucleotide messenger RNA. RefSeq names its product peptidyl-prolyl cis-trans isomerase-like 3. Gene Ontology annotation, cellular component: catalytic step 2 spliceosome. The coding region runs from base 73 to 954 and encodes 293 amino acids. The record is from RefSeq and is a predicted model, not a curated record. Gene Ontology annotation, molecular function: peptidyl-prolyl cis-trans isomerase activity; oxidoreductase activity. NCBI's taxonomy places the organism in Eukaryota, Metazoa, Chordata, Actinopteri, Cyprinodontiformes, Goodeidae. Gene Ontology annotation, biological process: protein folding; protein peptidyl-prolyl isomerization. The transcript has 9 exons.